Salvelinus fontinalis (brook trout) is the source of this 4911-nucleotide messenger RNA. Its product is annotated as testis-specific Y-encoded-like protein 2. Gene Ontology annotation, cellular component: nucleus; chromatin. The transcript is spliced from 8 exons. Gene Ontology annotation, molecular function: chromatin binding; histone binding. Gene Ontology annotation, biological process: nucleosome assembly. The coding region runs from base 1603 to 3417 and encodes 604 amino acids. The record is from RefSeq and is a predicted model, not a curated record. NCBI's taxonomy places the organism in Eukaryota, Metazoa, Chordata, Actinopteri, Salmoniformes, Salmonidae.
UAUAGAGCCAUGGCCACAUGUCUCACUGUAGGAGCAAACCAUUUUCGUGAAUGGGAUGGUGUACCUGAUAAAAGCGCCGGUGAGUGUAGGUUGUAUGACAUGUUUAAUCUAAAUAAUCAUAGCUAGGCCUAUAUGGAUAAUCGCGCAUAUUGUAGACCUUCCUAGUAAAAAAAGUAUAUACUGUCUUGUGCUCUGUUAUUGAUGGUAAAUGAAUGGUGUGGUUCUCAUUCUCAUACUCCAUAGACUCCUUGUUUUGGAUCAUUACCCCAUCUGAUCCACUAGGUGGCAUAAGUAAUGCUGCUAUUCACUUUUGUGUCUCUGUUGUGAUCCAAUAAUAGUUGCCUGGCUAUCCAUCCACAUUGCUCUGCCACCUGAGCAACUGAAUGCAAUUCAGGUUGAGUCGUCAGGCAAAAAUAAUAGGCCUAUUUCAAAUUUUGUGCUGACUACAUGAAGUGCUGACUACAUGAAUGGAAAGCUAGUAGGUUGGCUAUGCAAUAAUGUAAUUAAAGAGAACAUGAUUGGUACAAGACUCUAUCAACUUGGUCAUAUUCAAUAUUAUCAGAGACCAUAACUUGGACUGGAACAAAAACAGGGCCAAAUUGCUAUAUACCUGUGUUAUAACACUCAAAUUACUACAGUGAUAACAUUGUUGUCAUGACAUUAAUGUAACUAUAUUCCUUUGUCAGGUGUCAUGUGCAAGCAUUUUGCAUGAUAAGGGAAGCCGGUGUUCUAAAUUGAUGUUGAAAUUGAUAUUGCUUUCCUUUCUCUGUCCUCAAAAAUCAGUCUCUCAUCUUUCGAGCAGGCAGCACAAUCAACUGGACAUUGUUUCUCCAUAUACUAUAUUUUAAUAAUCGGUAAUAAUCAGCUAGUUUCAAUUGCUGGUAGGCCUACAAUGAAGUGCAAAAUUAUUCCUAACCCAACGUAUUUUUCAAUUCACAUAUCAAAGUAAGGCUACAUUGUAGGCCAGAAAAAAAUAAUCCUAUCAAAAUAGAUCGAGUGUCUGGGUACUGCAUACAAUGUCAGUGUACGUGUACGUGCGCGCCCCCUAGUACUGAAAAUAUGCAGCGCAGCUUCUGUUGGUAAAGCUGACUCACUCAAACAUACCUCCUUUGUAUGAUUGGUGGAUAUGUUUCAGCGCGGCGUACUGUAACCAAUCAGCGGAUUGUUUUCCUAUCUCGUAACGUAAUAAACAUCGCGGCCGGAGAAAUAGUGAGGGAAAGGAGAAAUGUAAACAAUUUCAGGACUCUGUGGAAUUAUAAACCAGGACUUUAUUCAAUAUAAUACUUUAAAAAAAAUAAUGCACAAUUAGUGCUAAAUUAAUAUCUUGCUUUUAAGAGAACGGGACCUAGUUGUAACACGAAUAACACACGCAAGCUAGCUAGCUCGCGCUACAGUACUGUAGGCCUCUAGCUAAAUUUACGCGGAAAAGGAACUUGCUGUUUAUAGAAAAUACGAGCUAGUAGCUAGCUAGUAAUUUGUGCAGCGAACAAGGUAGCUAGUUGUAUCUAGCUAUUUAAACAUUUCCACUAACGUUACCCUCUAGGCUAGUUAACUAAUUUGUAAGCUAUUGCGUUGGCUAGCGCAGCAGACUAAUUGGCAAAAAUGAGCGAAAAAACGAGGUACAGCAAAAAGUCUGCAGACUCCGCACCGAAGAAACGAUGUCAGUCCGACGAGCAGGCUGGCCAGUCCCCUCUUCCAAAUAAGUUAGCCAAAGUGGACGGAGAGGUGUCCAGUGAAUUACCAUCGAAUUCUCAUGGAAACAAAAAUGGGGAAGAUGGCGAUAAAGUACCAGCCAUAGAAGAGAAGAAUGGUGGAAAUGAGGAGAGUGGACUAGAUCUAAAAAAGGGACCCGGGGGGGGGAUUUGUGCAGCUGUCACUGCCAUUAAUCAAUCCAGCGCUGAUGCACAUGUCCGCGCCGCCAACAGUGCUCUUUUAUCGGGUGCACCAGUCUCUAGCGAUGCCAAGGAAGUAAAAACCCUGGGAAGUGCUGGUGCUGGAGAUUGCCGACCCUCCACUUCACUGGACCAGUCUGAUUCGGCCGCUAUAGCAGCCGCCGAGGCACUUGCUAGUCUCACAGGAGCAGCUGCGGGUGAAGAGGUUAUUAAACAAACAUCCUUUUCCUCCAAAAAAGUUGGACAUUAUGAGAGAAUGGGACACAAAGGUAAGCGUGGUGACCAGGAGUCCUCAAAAGAACGAUCAAAACCUGAAAGGGGUCUUCACACGCAGGCAGCAGCGGCAGACAGCUCUACCUCACUGCUUGGAGUUGGCAGGGAGGAUGCCGAGAACAUGCCCGAUGUGGACGAGGAAGACAACUCAAUACCCGGAUCUUCGUCCACACCGAGUUCCUCUUUCCCUUCAGAUAAUGAUGAUGAUGACGGGGAGUGCGCUAUAGUGUCAGUGAAGAUGGCCCCGGAGAUCCGACAGUCAGUGGCCCUUCUGGCGCAGGUACAGAUGAGGCUGGACGCUCUGGAGAAGAAAGGUGCGCGGCUCCACCAGCGACUAGAGCUGAAACUGAGCCGCCAGCGCCGUCCACACGUGGACCAGCGUAGCUCCAUCAUACAGGCCAUCCCCGGCUUCUGGGUCACGGCAUUAUUGAACCACCCUCAUCUCUCUGCUCACAUCGACAAAACAGAUGAAGGCGCUCUCAGUUACAUGACCAACCUUGAAAUUGAAUCCUUCAAGACCAACAAGCUUGGUUACAGAAUCGGGUUCCACUUCAAACGGAAUCCUUACUUCCAGAACAACAUCAUCGUGAAGGAGCUCCACCUUGGAAUGGCAGGAUCUCCAGUGUCUUUCUCCAACCCCAUCCUGUGGCACCGCGGGCAGAACCUGACGCUUCACAGUGAGCCCAGGAGGUCGGGACGCGGCGUCUACCAGACUUUCUUCAGCUGGUUCAGCGACCACGCCAGUCCUGGCCGGGACGACAUAGCACAGAUUCUGAAAGAUGACCUUUUCAGAAACCCUCUCAGAUACUACUUGACUCCACUGUGGGAACCCAGGCAGAAUGGCAGCACCAGUGGGCCCAAGCCAGCUGACAACAGCAACAGGGAGGAUUGUGUGGUGAUCUCUGACUCGGAUGAUGAUGAUGAUGAUGAUGAUGAUGAUGAUGAUGAAGAAGAGCAGGCUAAGUCUGGACGAGGUCUUAGCAGGGAAGAGGAGAAUGAGGAUGAGGACGAGGAGCAUGGGGGCCAAGAUGCAGAAUCAGAUGAAAGCCCAGAGGAGGAUGAUGACGGAGAGGUUGCAAUAGACGGCUCUGAUGACAGUGACCAGGAUGCCAGAGAGGAUGAGGACUCAUCGUACGGAGAGAAGGAUGAAGAGGUGGACGUGGAAGACGUGGAUGAAUCACGAGGUCGCGAGGUCAGAGACCAAGAUAAAGAGGAGGAUGUUGAGGUGGACGAAGAAGAGGACGAGAGCUAAGAUUGUUUGUUCUUUCCAAUUUCCUUUUUUUCUUAUUAUGCACAAAAUAUCAAUUAUUAUUAAUACACUCUAAAUGCUUGACUGCAUUUUAAAAUCAGGGUAAAUAAAAAAAAUCCAGGACACCAUGUUUUGACUAUAUUUUACUGUAAUCUUUGUUGGAUUUAAAAAAAAAAAAAAAAAAAUGAAAACAUUUUUUUUGUAAAGAUUCUUUAUUACUGGGGUCUCAAAUUCGAAGGAUUGUAACUUAAUCAUGCAUUAGAUCUUGACUCAUUCAUUCAGUUUACUCUUAUUGUUAGGGCUACUCAACACAAAACGAAAAUAAUACCAGUACAAUAAUAUUCUACGAGGUUUGAGACCCCUGAUUGAAUUUUGUUAAUACUGCCAAGAUUUGGUAGAAUCUCUUGUUGCAAAUGGUCCAAUUAAACAAUACUAGAUAUUUUACUGACAGGUAUCAGUGAUCACGUCUUCAACUCAAUUUAUCUUGGACUGUUCCUAUUGUAAAUCUGAUAUUUGACGAGGUAAAAAGGAGAUUUUCAUAGAGGUUGUAAUAUUAUUCCCAACACAUCUCGGAUGCACUUCCUACUGAACCAAAUCUUGUUCUCAGGGAUGACCUAGUCGUGAGUGUUUUCAUGGAAGGAAACUGCUAGAUUUUUGAGACCAUAUACUACUAUAUAAUGUUUUCUCACACUCCUGCCAUUGUUUGGGUGUAUCUGUGUAAAAUAAGUUUACUCUACAGUAGUUUGUGUUAUUUUAAUAAGGUAAAUAUAGGUAAUGUCUCCUGUGUUUUCACGCCUUUCCUAUCAUAAACGUAGUGUGUAGAUGUGCACCCAUAUUAAUUCAUAUUCACACAUGUUUAUGUUUUUCAGUUCUUUAAGUAUAUUUUAAUAUUCAUUGAGUUAUUUGGGUGGAAUCCCACAUUUUUGUAACAUGAGUUGUAAUAUUUUGAGCUUGUUGCAUCCAUGCGUUCAAAAAAAAAUUGCUUUUUUGCUUUUGUGUAACUUUUAGGAACUGUUAUCGUCACAUUUUUGUGUUUUUUGAUAACUUACUUUGAUAGACAGUUAUUUAAGUCAGAAUGAUGACAUUUAACAGUUUGAAAGAUUCUGUAUAGAGCAAAUAUUUGCAGUGACUGUUGCCUCAAAGGCAUUGACGAGUGUGAUCCGACAAAGUAACAGAACUGUAGCCCAGGGCAGCUCUUAAACUACUGUAACAAUGAUAGCUAGUGGUUUUAUGUUGUUUCUUUUCCACACAGACUGAUGGCAUUGGCAUGUACAUAUUUAAACUUAACUUUGUGUGCAGAGUUUGGAUCUGCUAAGCUUAAAUCAUUACCUGUAGCCAUCUGGAAUUUGACAAAUAGGGUACAUUAACAAAAAGUUAUAUUUUGUGUGCUGAAUUAUUUUAUAGUAUGCUAUAGUUCUGAAGAAAACGUGUUUUGUUUUUUAAGAUAAAAUAAUGUCUGCAUUUUAAAUCCGACUUAAUUAAAUAGCAAGUUAUUUA